UCCCGGGCGGUCCCUGUUGGCAUCUUCUGUGUCCCGAGUCUGCGGUUUGCGGAGUCGGUUUUUCACGCCUCCUGUGAACGGUCAGAGGCGGGUCCCGUGGUUUAGCGCCUGCGUGGACUGCGGGCGUCCGUCACCAUGACAGCAGCCGCUGGGGACCCUGUGUUGAAUAAUAUCCCUUUGGUGGUAUCACAGUUUAUCCAGUCACCUGCUGAAGACCGAUACUUUCGUUGCUUCCAAGUUUUGGCAAUUAUGAAUAAAGCUGCUAUAACCAUCUGUGUGAAGAUAUUUGUAUGGACGUGUUUUUAAUUCCUUUGGUUAAAUAACAGAGAGCAUGCUUCUGGAUUGUGUAAGAGAUCUUGGAGUGAAAAUAUUUUGGAAUAUUUUCUGAGGAAUAAGCAGAUUACAACAGAAGAUGGAGCCCAGAUCACCUGGUAUCAUGCAGCUAACCACAAAGCACAAAUGAAUGAGGCACUGAAAAGUACUGCUCAUAUGAUAGAGGCCGAUGUCCUUCUUCCUAGUGAUGAGUCAGAACAUGGCCAACCUAUCAUGGCUCAUCCUCCUGAAACAAAUAGCGAUAAUACUUUACAGGAAUGGCUGACUGAAGUUGUGAAGAGCAAUAAAGGCAUCAAGCUGGAUUUCAAGAGUCUGGCAGCUGUUGAACCAUCCAUGAUGCUCUUGGAAAAUGUGAGGAGGCAUAUGAAGCGUCCUGUGUGGAUUAAUGCUGAUAUUCUUCCUGGUCCAAAUGGCAAUAGCAGAGUAGUGGAUGCAAAGCCUUUUCUAGACACUGUGAAGUCCUUCUUUCCAGAUGUGACAUUUUCCCUGGGUUGGACAACAGGAUGGCAUCCAGAGAAAGUCAAUGAAGGUUACAGUUGGACAAUGGUGAAAGAGAUGGAAAAUAUAUGUAGUGAACUAAAUCAACCUGUAACAUUUCCUGUGAGAGCGGCAUUAAUCAAGCAGUCUAGUUCUCAGUUACUCUGGCUACUAAAGAAAUCAGACAGGUACAGCCUAACUAUUUGGACUGGAAAAAAUGAUAACUACUCUGUUGAAGACUUACUUUAUAUUAGAGACCAUUUUGAUAAAAAACAAGUUUUCUAUGACAUCUUGGAACCACAAGACCAUGAAUUUAAAAAAGCCAUUGGAAUCAAAGUUAACUGUUAAGAAGAGGAUUCUUCUGAAUUAUUUCAUAUAUUUUGGUUUCAUAAGCCUUCUCUGCUUUGAUCUGAAUUAAUUGCUAUCUAAAUGAUGAUGACUGAUUGAUAGUCCAACUCAAACAGUCAAAAAAUACAUAUUGAAUACUUUCUUAGACAUAUAUGAUUAUAAUUAUGUAACUACCUAAGAGAUUUAGAAAGGAUAUUUUAGUAAGCUUAGUCUAAUAAUUUAGGAAAAUGAUGUUUUAUAACCCAUUUUAAAAUAAUUAUGAUAUGCUGAGGAUAAUUAAAAGAAUCUAUGUCAUAACAUAGGUAGGUAUAAGCCAUAUUUUGUUAGUACUGGCAUUACAGAGACACUGCAAAAAAACAUGGCACUUUAUUUUUUUUUCCCUGAAGAACUGGUUAUUUUAGAAAAAGGGUUUUGAAAAUAUUUUGAGCUGUCAUAGGGAUGAACUGCUUUUUCCUAACAAAAUCAAUUUAAUUAGAUGCAUCUAGAAGUAUUCUUGUUUGUUUUUUGCUUUAAGAUUUAUUUAUCUAUGGA
Molecule: messenger RNA, 1689 nt
Organism: Condylura cristata (star-nosed mole)
Lineage: Eukaryota; Metazoa; Chordata; Mammalia; Eulipotyphla; Talpidae
Gene: FAM151B
Product: family with sequence similarity 151, member B
Exons: 7
Coding region: 460-1158 (232 amino acids)
Source: RefSeq, a predicted model, not a curated record